ACGGAAAGUUGCGUACGGUGAUUUGCUGAAAUGUCCCUCAAUUUCUCACCACUCACAAUUCCUAUUUUCUUCCCAACUAAACACCUUUAAUUACACACACCAUCUCUUUCUUCUCUCGAACCCUAAUUUCAAUUCCUUUCAAUAUUCUUACCCCUCGUAAAGUUUUAUUGUUGGUGAUUUUCAAGUAGAAAUGGAACAGUCUUGCUGCACAUGGACCUGGUCCUAGGGAAGAAGGAUUGACUUCCAGGGCUGGAUGCUGUGUUGUUUCUAAACUGGAUUGGAAGUGUCAAAACAGAGUCUGAUGGGGGCUAUAUUGAGUUGUAGGGCUAGAAAUUGUGAGCUCUAUGAAAUUUCACAGGGUGAAGCCUGCAAAAGGCAAAGGACGUCUUCAAGUUUUUACGAGGAGAACCCACGUCUAAUUCCUAGCCUUCCCGAUGAGAUAUCGAUCCAAAUUCUCGCCAGACUUCCUAGAAUUUGCCACUUAGGUGUAAAAUCGGUCUCACGGAGCUGGAAAGCUGCCAUUGUGAGUCCUGAACUUUAUAAGGUCAGAAAAGAGCUUGGAACAACUGAAGAGUGGCUCUAUGUUUUGACAAAGGUCGAAGAUGAUAAACUUAUGUGGUAUGCUUUGGACCCACUGUCCAGGAAAUGGCAAAGGCUGCCACCAAUGCCCAAUCUCAACGGAGAAGAAGGAUGUAAGAGGGGCCUAUUAGGCCUUCGGAUGUGGAAUAUGGUGGGAUCAAGUAUCAGAAUUGCAGAUGCCAUAAGGGGCUGGCUCGGGAGGAAGGAUGCAUUGGAUCGAAUGCCGUUUUGUGGUUGUGCCGUUGGGGCUGUUGAUGGCUGCAUAUAUGUGCUAGGGGGUUUUUCUAGAGCAUCGGCCAUGAGUUGUGUCUGGUGUUACGAUCCAAUUCUAAACAGGUGGACCGAAAUGAGUCCAAUGUCAAUAGGUAGAGCUUAUUGUAAGACAGGUGUCUUAAACAAAAAACUUUAUGUUGUUGGAGGGGUUACCAGGGGUCGUGGAGGACUAACCCCUCUUCAGUCUGCUGAAGUUUUUGAUCCUUGUACUGGCCUAUGGUCGCAAGUCCCGAGCAUGCCAUUUUCAAAAGCUCAGGUGCUGCCAACAGCUUUUCUGGCUGAUUUGCUUAAGCCUAUUGCAACUGGAAUGACAUCAUAUAGAGGAAAAUUAUAUGUACCUCAGAGUUUGUAUUGCUGGCCAUUUUUUGUUGAUGUUGGAGGCGAAGUUUACGAUCCUGAAAAUAACUCAUGGGUUGAAAUGCCAAUUGGCAUGGGAGAGGGUUGGCCUGCGAAGCAGGCAGGAACCAAAUUGAGUGUUAUUGUGGAUGGUGAUUUGUAUGCGUUGGAUCCAUCAACUUCUUUGGAUAGUGCUAAGAUCAAAGUAUAUGAUCAUGACGAUGAUGCUUGGAAAGUGGUUGCUGGAGAUGUCCCCAUCCGUGACUUCACUGAUUCAGAGUCUCCUUACCUACUUGGCGGCUUUCUUGGGAAGCUUCAUGUGAUCACAAAAGAUGCAAAUCAUAACAUUGCAGUCAUGCAGGCUGAAAGACAUAAUGAUUCAAGUUCCUUGCCAUCAACUUCAUCAACUCCUUUAGAUGAAUCCUCCAACUCGGCAGGCUCUGAGUCGAAUGUCUGGAAGGUCAUUGCCACUAGGCGUGCCGGUUCUGAGGAAUUGAUCAAUUGCCAGAUUCUUGAUAUCUAGAAUUAUAUUAUGCAUGAAAAUUCAGCUCCUAAAAUGUUUUUUACCAGUAAAGUUUGUAUUUCGUAAGUUUGAUUGAAUUUUAUCAUUUGUUUGUUGCCUGGAGUGACAAUUGAUAUAUAUAUUUGAUAGGGGUUGCAUGUUAAUUUUAUGGUAUUGUAAAGGAUCCAUGAUUCUGCUGAUCAUUUUCCAGCAUUGCUGUAGAAAUUGACUGCAUAUUUUCAUAUGAAUUGUGUAAACUCCAA
This is a messenger RNA of Camellia sinensis, 1953 nucleotides long. RefSeq names its product F-box/kelch-repeat protein At1g22040. Gene Ontology annotation, molecular function: protein binding. Lineage: Eukaryota; Viridiplantae; Streptophyta; Magnoliopsida; Ericales; Theaceae. The record is from RefSeq and is a predicted model, not a curated record.